AUGAAUGGUACUUGGUUUUCUUGGAUAGUGGGAUUGUUCCUAUUUUUUUCCAACGUGUCUUUGGCUGCACAACACGAACCACCUGCAACUUGGGAAAACGUUGAUUAUAGGAGAACAGUUGACGUCUCCAACGCUUAUAUUUUGGAAACAGUUGAAAUAACCAUCAGAAACAUAGCAACUGAGCCUGAAACUGAAUACUUUGCUGCCUUUGAAAGUGACAUUUUUGAUAAGAUUUCCUUUUUCUCUGCUUUCUUGAGCGAUCAAAAUAUCUUUUUGAAUAGUCAGUUGCUUACCAAUUCAACUACUGCAACUGAUGUUGAAGGUAAGAAUGACAUUAGAUACGGGGUCAUUGAGUUUCCAACUGCCAUUUCCCCACAGGAAGAAGUAUCCUUUGUGAUUAAAAGUUUCUUUAAUACUGUCGGUAUUCCUUAUCCUGAGCAUGUUGGGAUGUCAGAGGAACAACAUCUAUUAUGGACAACGAACAGAUUACCACUUUCUGCAUAUGAUACCAGAAAAGCCUCACUUACAUUGAUAGGCAGCUCUUCAUUUGAGGAAUUUCAUCCUCCAAAUGAUGCAGAUUUACUGGGAAAAGUUAGCGGCAGUUCUUUUGAGUUUGGACCUUGGGAAGACAUUCCAAGAUUUACUGAAAAUGAAAAUUUGGCAGUUGUUUACUCGCAUAAUUCCCCAUUGAAUGAAGUUGUCAACCUAAGAAGAGAUAUCUGGCUUUCUCACUGGGCCUCUACAAUUCAGUUUGAAGAGUACUACGAAUUAACAAAUAGAGCUGUUAAACUAACCAAAGGAUUUUCAAGAUUAGAAUUAAUGAAACAAAUCCAAAGUCAGAAUAUGAGGCAAACUCAUUUUAUCACUGUCUUAGACAUGUUACUACCCGAGGGAGCCACUGACCAUUAUUUUACAGAUCUGGUUGGGCUUGUUUCCACCUCGCACGCAGAACGUGACCAUUUCUUCAUAAGACCAAGAUUCCCAAUAUUUGGAGGUUGGAACUAUAACUUCACCGUUGGUUGGACUAAUCAGUUGUCCGAUUUCUUGCAUGUAUCCUCUAGCUCAGAAGAGAAAUACAUUGCGUCUAUCCCAAUACUCAAUGGUCCGCCGGAUACUGUAUACGAUAAUGUUGAGUUAUCGGUAUUUCUUCCAGAGGGAGCAAAGAUUUUCGAUAUUGAUUCUCCUGUCCCCUUUACAAAUGUUUCCAUAGAAACCCAAAAAUCUUAUUUUGACCUAAAUAAGGGACAUGUUAAACUAACUUUCCAAUACAAAAACUUGAUCACCCAAGUUGCUAAUGGCCAGGUCUUGAUCAAGUACGACUACUCUAAAAACUCUUUUCUAAAGAAACCUCUAUCCAUUGCUUGCUAUAUUUUUACUGCACUAAUGGGGAUAUUUGUUUUAAAAACUUUGAAUAUGAAUGUAACAAACUAG
Saccharomyces mikatae IFO 1815 is the source of this 1431-nucleotide messenger RNA. It is a transcript of the gene OST1, whose product is annotated as dolichyl-diphosphooligosaccharide--protein glycotransferase subunit OST1. Gene Ontology annotation, cellular component: membrane; oligosaccharyltransferase complex. The transcript has a single exon. NCBI's taxonomy places the organism in Eukaryota, Fungi, Ascomycota, Saccharomycetes, Saccharomycetales, Saccharomycetaceae. The record is from RefSeq and is a predicted model, not a curated record. The coding region runs from base 1 to 1431 and encodes 476 amino acids.